ACCUACGACUAGUACCUUCUUUGCCACUCUGUAAGCAGACGUUCAACAUGACGGAACCACAGGCUGAUAUCGCUCUAAUUGGUUUGGCUGUGAUGGGCCAGAACAUCAUAUUGAAUAUGAAUGAUCAUGGAUUUGUGGUAUGUGCAUUCAAUCGUACUGUUGAAAAGGUUGAUCACUUCUUGGCUAAUGAAGCAAAGGGAACCAAAAUUAUUGGUGCUCAUUCAAUAGAAGAAAUGGUUUCCAAGUUGAAGAAACCUCGCCGUGUAAUGCUUUUAGUGAAAGCAGGCAGUGCUGUUGAUGCAUUUAUAGACAAAAUUGUGCCUCUGUUAGAGAAGGGUGAUAUCAUCAUUGAUGGUGGUAACUCUGAAUAUACAGAUACUAGGCGUCGGUAUUUUGCUUUGAAAGAAAAGGAACUUCUGUAUGUUGGUAGUGGUGUAAGUGGUGGAGAAGAUGGCGCAAGAUAUGGACCAUCACUGAUGCCUGGUGGUUCCAUUGAAGCAUGGCCGCAUAUCAAGACAAUAUUUCAAAGUAUCAGUGCCAAGGCUGAUGGUGAACCGUGCUGUGAUUGGGUUGGUGAAGAUGGUGCUGGUCACUAUGUUAAGAUGGUUCACAAUGGUAUUGAAUACGGUGACAUGCAGCUUAUAUGUGAAGCUUACCAUGUGAUGAAAGAUGCAUUGGGAAUGACAUGUGAUGAAAUGAGUGAGGUGUUUGCAGAAUGGAAUAAAGGGGAGCUAGACUCAUUCUUAAUUGAAAUUACACGCGACAUACUGAAGUUUAAAGAUACUGAUGGAGAACCAUUGGUUGAAAAAAUAAGAGAUGCUGCUGGUCAGAAAGGAACUGGGAAAUGGACUGCUAUAUCAUCAUUGGAUAAAGGUAUUCCAGUCACACUAAUUGGUGAGUCAGUAUUUGCAAGAUGUCUGUCUGCAUUACAACAAGAAAGAGUUGAAGCCAGUAAGCAACUGAAAGGACCAACAACAACUAAAUAUGCAGGAGACAAAAAACAAUUUAUCGAAAAUAUUCGCCAGGCCCUAUAUGCUUCUAAGAUUGUGUCAUACGCACAGGGUUUCAUGCUGUUACGUGAAGCAGCCAAAGUUUUCAACUGGAAAUUAAACUAUGGUGGUAUUGCCUUAAUGUGGCGAGGAGGUUGCAUUAUUAGAAGUGCAUUUCUUGGUAAAAUCAAACAAGCAUUUGUUAAGAAUCCAGACAUCACUAAUUUGAUCUUGGACGACUUUUUCCACAAAGCUAUUGAUAAUAGUCAGAAUUCUUGGCGUCAUGUUGUAGCAACAGCUGUACAGCUUGGUAUCCCAACUCCAGCAUUCAGUACAGCAUUGGCUUUCUAUGAUGGCUACAGAUCGGCUAGAUUACCAGCUAAUCUAAUCCAGGCCCAGAGAGAUUAUUUCGGUGCUCAUACAUAUGAACUGUUGGCUGAUCCUGGUAAAUACAUACAUACCAAUUGGACUGGACAUGGUGGCAACGUGUCUUCCACAACAUAUGAAGCUUAAAACAGUCAAUCUGAAAUAUGUACAUGUUUUUGCUGUAUAUUUUUACAUAUCACAUGAUUUAUUUAUCUGAAUACAGAUACAGUGCAACUUUCUUUUAACACUGAAAUUAAAUAUAAGCGCAAUAAUCAUUGCUCGAUUUUAUAGGUUGGUUCGAUUACCCUAGUUGGGAAUGCUGGAGUAUAUGUGGUGUGUUUUUUUUUAUAUGUACACCAUACUAGUAGUCAUAAAAUUAAAUUUUCUUAUUAAAUGAUCAGAGUAUGCAGCUGCUAACAUCAAAUGAGAUAUUUGACUUCUUGAUAUACAAUUUACAGAUGCUGAAUAAAAAAUUUGAUGUGAUUUAUGGGAGAAACUAGAAUAAAGUCAGAAAACAACC
Messenger RNA from Saccoglossus kowalevskii, 1875 nucleotides. RefSeq names its product 6-phosphogluconate dehydrogenase, decarboxylating-like. Lineage: Eukaryota; Metazoa; Hemichordata; Enteropneusta; Harrimaniidae. Gene Ontology annotation, biological process: pentose-phosphate shunt. The record is from RefSeq and is a predicted model, not a curated record. Gene Ontology annotation, molecular function: NADP binding; phosphogluconate dehydrogenase (decarboxylating) activity.